AUGUGCCCCGAGGAUAGGGUGUUCAACAUGACGGUUGUUAGAACUGUUCUCUUGUCAUGGAAAGAAGCUAUGACGAAGCUCAAGUGCAGGUCAAAGCACAUGCCUACUUGUCAAACGUUUGAUGAUGCGAUUAUUGCAGUCGAGGGUCUGAUGCUGUACAUCCUCAGUGUAACAGCUGACAACAGUGACCAACACUUUAUACCCUGGCUGUUUACAUCCGAUGCCUGCGAGCAACUUUAUGCUUUCCUGCGCAUAGGCCUCCAUGCUGGCAUUAAAACUAAUCUGUGUUCUAAGGAUGUGUUGAAACAAGCUAUGAAGGAGGGAGUCUCAAGGGCUAGAGAACUCCUUCAAGAACACUGUAGCUUUGAAGGAGAGGCCUUUCAACCAUCUUAUGACGGAGCAGAGAGUGACGAAUCGGAAACAGAUGACGAAGAAGAGGAUGUGGAGGAUAUUGACUCAUUAGAGGAAUGGGCGAACAUAGUAACUGUGUAUGGUUCCAGUAUGCGAGCACAAUACAACGACACAUCAGCCCUACACAACGUCAUAUCAGUUCUCCUCUGCUCCGUCGACCUCAUCUCACUCCGGCAGAACAGUUCCGGAUUACCUCCGGACAUCCCCUGUCCCGUUAAUAACUUCCAGAUACUACAGAGAACGUUAGACCAUGAUACCAAGCAACUGCUUAUCUCUGAUAACUACUCCUAUCUUAGAAAACUGCUGGAGGAACCUACUGUUAUGGAGCUGGAGGACAUUGUACAGAUGAUGAAGCACGUAAGCUGGGAGAAUGCUAAAGCGAGCAAGGUGGUUUUGUCAGAGCUACUGUAUUACAUCUCGUCUGUUCACAGCUCUGAUAUGAAACCGUACCUUGUGUUCCUACUUCAUAUACUUCUUAUCCAAGAUUCGUGGCAACGGAAACGGAUCCAGCUGGUUCUGAAAGGAGGUCCAGAGCGUGACACUCUCCUGGACAUCAUACAGCGCAGCAAGUCUCAUCACCAGAAGCGAGCUUAUCAGUGUAUGAAGUGUCUUACUAACCUACUCUCUGCCAGCACGCUUGCUGCUGAGAUAUUCUUUGAAGAUGCUGACAAUAAAUUCAGAUGGGAAGGAGCUGUGAAUUGGCUUGGAGUGCAGCUUGAACGUCGGCCAGGUUACCAUGGAAACAAUCCUGGCAGUUGGGCAAACCUCUCUAAUGAAACCGGCAACGACUUUUACAUCGAGAGGAGUAACUCAGCGGUCCUCGUUCAUCAAAAGGUACUUUUUAUAAUUCAAGUUUUUCCUUAA
Molecule: messenger RNA, 1275 nt
Organism: Bolinopsis microptera
Lineage: Eukaryota; Metazoa; Ctenophora; Tentaculata; Lobata; Bolinopsidae
Product: probable ubiquitin carboxyl-terminal hydrolase FAF-Y
Exons: 7
Coding region: 1-1275 (424 amino acids)
Source: RefSeq, a predicted model, not a curated record